GCCCCUGUGGGGCCCGGGGCCUGGGGCAAAUUGCCCCUCUUGCCCCCCCCCCUCUGGGCGGCCCUGCAGAACCUGCAGGGGACUGUAUCCACCGACAUUAAUCAAAAACCUAGUGUACGCUAACGAGACGCAGGGAGAGAGCACAUCGCCACCACGCCUGGAGACUGGACAAGCUCUUCAUCCUUUCAGGAAACGCAGGCCUUUUUUUAAUGGUGGCAGGUGGCUGGGAUUAGCUCAAAGCCAAGUCAUCUUGUGACUCACUGGCCCUGAGAGGCGUCAAAGUGUAAAAUUCAACGUUCCACCCACUCGGCCAGCCACAGGCUCCAAGCAAAUCCCUGAAGGAAUCAAACUGUGGUUUCCAUGGCAACAGAGGCAAUCAUCUUGGGACCGCUUUGGCCUUCACCUGUUAGCAUUUUACAUGUUUUCCCAUGACUGGCUGGUGGGUUGGGGAGGUAAUUUGUCCCAACGUUGGGGUUUUUUAAGCACUGAUUUUAAAUGCUGAGAAUAGAGGGUGUUUGCUAAGGAAAUCAACAGUGGCAUUUUCAAGGCUUUGGAUGGAUCUUCCUGCAUUUCAUCUUUUAACAAUAUUUGAUAAGCGACAUCUGAUUCUGUUCCUUCCCAUGAUACAGGGGGACGCUGUCACUUUGAAACAGGAUGAUGGAGGCUCCGGGCUUCAGCCAAUCUCAGUGAAAUUUCCUUUCUUUGGAGUGGGACACACAGGACUGUAUGUAAACAACAAUGGAAUCAUCUCUUUCUUGAAGGAGGUUUCCCAAUUUACGCCGGUCGCUUUCCCAAUCUCCAAAGACCGGCGUGUGGUAGCAGCUUUCUGGGCUGAUGUGGAUAACCGACGGGCAGGUGAAGUGUAUUACCGGGAAAGUAAGGACCAGACCAUCUUGGAGAGAGCCACCAAGGACAUCGGACAGUAUUUUCCUGAAUUCCUGGAGUUCUCUGCCGUAUGGGUUUUUGUGGCCACCUGGUACCGGGUGACCUUCUUUGGAGGAAGUUCCUUUUCUCCAGUAAACACCUUCCAGAUUGUCCUCAUCACUGACAGUAAACUCUCCUUUACCAUCUUCAACUAUGAGUCUAUCACUUGGACCACAGGCAUGCAUGCCAGUAGCGGGGGAGAUUUUGCUGGCCUGGGAGGCAUCGCAGCACAGGCAGGUUUCAAUGCCGGUGAUGGAAAGCGCUACUUCAACAUCCCCGGAUCCCGCACUGAUGACAUCGUCGACGUGGAGAUGACUACAAAUGUGGGUAUCCCCGGGCGCUGGGUAUUCAGAAUCGAUGAUGCCCAGGUGCAAGUGGGGGGCUGCAACAACACAACCUCCGUGUGUUUGACGUUACGCCCCUGUUUGAAUGGGGGGAAGUGUAUUGAGGACUGCAUCACGGGAAAUCCUUCCUACUCCUGCUCCUGCCUCGCAGGCUUCACGGGCAAGAGAUGUCAUCUUGAUGUGGAUGAGUGUCUUUCCCACCCAUGUCAGAACAGUGCCACCUGCAUCAACGGCAUCAACAGCUUCAGCUGUCAGUGCCCACCCGGGUUCAAAGGAGCCAUGUGUGAGACAGUGGAGUCGCCCUGUGAAAUGAAGGAGUGCCAGAAUGGCGGGCAGUGCCAAGUGGCAAACAAGACAGCGGUGUGUGUUUGUCAGGCAGGAUAUACAGGAGACUCCUGUGAGAUAGAAAUAAAUGAGUGUGGAUCCAGCCCCUGCUUGCAUGGGGGGCGCUGCAUCGACCUGGUGGAUAACUACACGUGUGUGUGUGUGGAGCCCUUCGUGGGACAGCGGUGUGAGACAGACCCCUCGCUGUGUGAGGACAGGAGCUGCAGGAACCGGCAGACCUGUAACUACAUCCGCCCAGGACGCUACAUCUGCACGUGUUCGCCGGGCUACUAUGGCAACAACUGCCAGUACGGUGGGCCCAGAAUGCCAAGUGCUUGUCUCUCUAGUCCAUGCCAGCAUGGGGGGAACUGUCUGGAAACUGAACAAGGCUAUGUCUGUGAAUGCCCAGAGGGAUAUACAGGCACUGACUGCAGAGACAAGCUCUCUGAGGACUGCGAGUGUCGGAACAGGGGAAAGUGUCUGGAUGGAAACUUCACCAUUUGCCAGUGUCCGCCUGGAUAUUUUGGACUUCUCUGUGAAUUUGAAGUGACCACUACACCAUGCAAUAUGAACACACAGUGUCCGGACGGGGGCUACUGCAUGGAGUACGGUGGGAGCUACCUGUGCGUAUGUCAUACGGACUAUGGCACCAACCACUCUGUGCCAUCUCCCUGCGACUCAGAGCCCUGCCUGAACGGGGGGUCUUGCGAAGCCCACGACGACUCAUACACCUGCGAAUGUCCCCGGGGCUUCAACGGCAGGCACUGUGAGAAAGUCAGGCCAAGGCUGUGCAGCUCCGGGCCGUGUCGGAACGGGGGGACAUGUAAGGAGGCAGACGGAGAAUACCACUGUGCCUGCCCCUACCGAUUCACCGGGAAGCACUGUGAGAUAGGUAAGCCAGACUCCUGUGCCUCUGGGCCAUGUCAGAACGGGGGCACAUGUUUCCACUACAUCGGCAAGUACAAGUGUGACUGUUCCCCAGGCUACACGGGCCGGCACUGUGAGAUAGCCCCUUCUCCUUGCUUCCUGAAUCCGUGUGAAAACGGAGCCACCUGUGAGGACCACGGCAGCAACUACACCUGUACGUGCCCUGCGGGAUACGUGGGAAAGCUCUGCCAGUCAGAGGUGGACUGCGGCAUUCCCAACGAGGUGAAGCAUGCCCGGGUGCUGUUUAACUCCACCCGCAUGGGCUCUCUGGCUGAAUACCAGUGUGAGCGAGGCUACAUCUUGCGCCCUCAGAACAACCCCCGCAUUUGCAGCGCACAGGGCGUCUGGAGCGACCCCCCGGAGUGUGACGAAAUUAACGAGUGCCUUUCUCAGCCCUGUUUCAACAGGGGCUUGUGCAAGGAUCGUAUUGCUGAGUUCCUGUGCCUGUGUGAAGCAGGAUACACAGGCCCCCACUGUGAGUUGGAGAUUGAUGAAUGUCAGUCCGACCCCUGUAAGAAUGGAGGAACUUGCAAGGAUCUCCCAGGAUCCUUUGCUUGUCAUUGUCCCGAUGGCUUCGUGGGAAUCCAGUGUGAAAUAGAAGUGGAUGCCUGCGAAUCAGCUCCCUGCCGUAAUGGAGGGGACUGUGAAAACUAUGGUGGUUCCUACCUGUGUGUCUGCCCAGAGGGUUUCUUCGGCUACCACUGUGAGACAGCCAGCGAUCCUUGUUUCUACAGCCCGUGUGGGAGCCGAGGCUACUGCCUGCCUAGCAAUGGAUCCCACAGCUGCACCUGCAAGGUGGGCUACACAGGCAAGAGCUGCGAAAAAGAACUGCUGCCACCAACAUCAUUAAAGGUGGUCAGGGUGGAGGACACAGGGGUGUCGAUUUCUUGGUACCCCCCCGAAGACCCAGUCGCCAGGCAGAUGAUUGACGGCUACGCCGUGACGUACGUAUCCUUCGACGGCUCUUACCGCAGGACAGAUUUUGUGGACCGAAGUCAUUCUGCCCACCAAUUACGGGCACUAGCCUCUGGCAGAGCCUACAAUAUUUCUGUCUUUUCAGUCAAACGCAACGUGAACAACAAGAACGACAUCAGCAGGCCUGUCAUGCUCAUCACACGCACUAAACCUCGCCCAGUGGAGGGAUUUGAUAUAGCCAACGUGACGGCCAGCACCAUCACGGUGCAGUGGGCUCUCCACAAGCUCCAACACUCCUCCAUCAGCAAGGUGCGCAUCUCCAUCCGCCAGCCCGGGGACCUGGAGGACCGCACCGUGGAGCUGAACAGCAGUGUGGCCAAGUACACAUUCAGGGACCUCCGGCCAGGGGAGAGGUAUCUCAUCCACGUGUCAACCCUGAGCGGGCUGGAGACGGAAGAUCCUCCCUCAGAGAGCCAGGCCAUGGCACCCUUCCACGUGUGGACUCGGCCUCUUCCUCCCCAGAACCUCACUGCCUCCAGAGUCAGCACCACCUCUGUCCACAUGACCUGGGACCAGCCACUGGCAGGAUCCGUGGAGGGUUAUAUCAUCAAUGUCACCACCAACCAGAGCAUCAAGAGCCGCUACGUGCCCAAUGGGAAGCUGUCAUCCUACACAGUGCGUGACCUGCUUCCCGGUCAGAGGUAUCGCUUGUCCAUGAUGGCCAUCCAGAACACCGAGCAAGGGCAAGGGCACAGCGAGCCGGCCCAUGUCUACAUCUUGACCUUGCAGAGGGAUGGAACCCCAGAGAGGCGAUGGGGCCAAGCAGGACAGCCACGGGUGCUCAGGAACAGGCUCCCCCCAGCAUUACUGCCGGAACUGCGUCUGCUUGCUGAUCACAAUAUCCCGGAGGAACCCUCGCAGGCUCCCAGGUUUACUGAGCUGGUGGAUGGCAGACGGAGGAUCAGUGCCAAGUUCAGCAGCUUGCCGAGCAAAUCUGUCACUGUGAGAACACAACCUGAGGCGCCGGUGAAGCUGGAAACCAUGGAGGAAUCAACCAAUCGGGUUGGCCUGGCACUGCAGCUGUCGGAGUCUGAGAACCAGAAGAGAGAGCACGACAGCCAGAACUGCUCUACAAACCCCUGCAAAAAUGGGGGGACCUGCAUCCCAGGUGUCGAGGUCUACCUCUGUGACUGCAUCCCCGGCUUCAAGGGCAGACGCUGUGAACUAGCCUGCAAGAAGCUGCCCCACUCCUGCACUCGGCUGUACUCAGAAACCAAGUCAUUUCCUGUCUGGGAAGGCGGCAUCUGCCAUUACCUAUACAAGAGGGUCUACAAAGUCCACCAGGACAUCUGCUACAAGGAGAGCUGUGAGAGCACUGCUUCAAAGAAGCCAGGCAGCAGAAAACAAAGUAACAGUCACGCACUGAAGAAGCCAUAGAGGUUCAAAGCACUAAGAGCUUCCAUCUUACCAGGUCUAAGGGCUUUCAAACACCAGGAAGAUUGGAUCUACAAAUAGCGGGGGAGACCUUCCUACAUGGAGUCACUGCCCUUCCCUCUCCUCCAGCCUGUUAGGGAUACACUCAGACUGGCACUUCCCCUCCCGGUAGCAGGCGCACCAGAGCCCUCACACGGGCUUUGCUUAUUGCGGAUGCCCUUCUUCCCAUCACCAGACCCCAUCCAGGGACAAGCAACAUCACAUUAGAAUGGCUGACUGUCUCAUACGGGGGUUCGCCUAUCUUCGUAACCCAGGCCUGUUCAUGUGAGUCCCUCCUCUGCAUGGGCAUUUACAGGGCUGAAAUCCAGCCCCCUUACCAGCAUAUGCACCAAUCUGUUAAAUUACAAAUCAAGUUUAAUGCAGCACUACAUUCCUUAGCUAUGAACUGACACCUGACCUACAGAGCCCCGGCAGAGAAGUAAAAUAUUCCCCUGCACAGUCAAGUAAAAAAAAAUCCUAUUUCAACUGAUGAGGGUGGAAAAUAAAGAAAGUAGAUGA
Molecule: messenger RNA, 5426 nt
Organism: Mauremys reevesii (Reeves's turtle)
Lineage: Eukaryota; Metazoa; Chordata; Testudines; Geoemydidae
Gene: SNED1
Product: sushi, nidogen and EGF like domains 1
Exons: 34
Coding region: 555-4871 (1438 amino acids)
Biological process (GO): establishment or maintenance of epithelial cell apical/basal polarity; cell-matrix adhesion; heterophilic cell-cell adhesion
Cellular component (GO): plasma membrane; protein-containing complex
Molecular function (GO): calcium ion binding; protein binding
Source: RefSeq, a predicted model, not a curated record